AUGGAUCGGUACCAGAGAGUUGAGAAGCCGAGAGCUGAGACUCCUAUCGAUGAGAACGAGAUUCGAAUUACUAGCCAGGGAAGGAUGCGCAGCUAUAUCUCCUACGCCAUGAGCCUGCUUCAAGAGAAAGGUGCAGAUGAAAUCGUAUUCAAGGCAAUGGGAAGAGCCAUCAAUAAGACCGUGACCAUAGUGGAGCUUAUCAAGAGGAGGAUUGUUGGUCUUCAUCAAAUCACAUCGAUUGGGUCCACUGAUAUAACAGAUACAUGGGAGCCCCUUGAGGAAGGCCUCCUUCCUUUGGAGACUACAAGGCAUGUGUCAAUGAUCACAAUUACACUCUCCAAGAAGGAAUUGGAUACAACUUCUGUUGGGUAUCAGCCCCCACUACCUGAAGACCAGGUGAAAGCCUCCACAGAUUAUGAAUAUGAAGGAGGAGAGGGAUCUCCAAACGGCCGAGGCAGAGGUCGUGGUGGCAGAGGAAGGUCAAGGGGCAGAGGGAAUGGAUAUGUGUCCGUGGAAUACGAAGAUGGUGGUUGGGACCAGGGCGGCUAUGCCAGGGGCAGAGGUCGGGGUAGAGGACGUGGCGGAUUCCGUGGCCGUGGUAGAGGAGGCUAUAAUGGUCCUCCUCCCGAAGCCCAGCAGCAAGAUGGUGGCUUCUAUGAUGCUCCUCCUCGGGGCCGUGGGCGUGGUCGUGGUAGAGGAGGUUAUUAUAAUGGUCCUCCUCCCGAAGCUCAGCAGCAAGAUGGUGGCUUCUAUGAUGCUCCUCCUCAAGGCCGUGGGCGUGGCCGUGGUAGAGGAGGGUACCGUGGAAGGGGCCGUGGUGGAGGUAGAUCGAACGGACCGGCAAUCCAGGCUGCUGCAUGA
Molecule: messenger RNA, 861 nt
Organism: Linum trigynum
Lineage: Eukaryota; Viridiplantae; Streptophyta; Magnoliopsida; Malpighiales; Linaceae
Source: the annotation of a GenBank genome assembly